This is a messenger RNA of Electrophorus electricus (electric eel), 2834 nucleotides long. RefSeq names its product brain specific kinase 146 (gene bsk146). The record is from RefSeq and is a predicted model, not a curated record. Gene Ontology annotation, molecular function: protein serine/threonine kinase activity; ATP binding. Lineage: Eukaryota; Metazoa; Chordata; Actinopteri; Gymnotiformes; Gymnotidae. Gene Ontology annotation, biological process: protein phosphorylation.
UGCUCAGCAGCUACGAAGGCUGUGCAGAGACAGACCGCUGCAGAGCGCAGGGCGGCAAACGAUGUGAGCAAUUACGACAUUGUCCGACAAAGAAACAGAGCUGGAAGGCUACGGAUGCGAACAGGACAGGCACGGCUACAUCUCCGCAACGCGAUGAUCUGGCUUCAUCCAUUGCGAGGUACAUUUGUUUGAAUGGGCAGGUUAAGAAUCCCCAUCGCAUGAGGACUGGUUUGAUGUAAGGUGAAUCUGGUCGACAGUGCCUGGCUCGCUCCACGCCCCACUCCUGUGGAAGGAUGAGCUCCUCUGCCGUCGGGUCCCGCAUGUCUGUUGACAUCCUGGACGAGCUGCAGCUCUUCGCAGCCCAGAACCUGGAGAAGCUUGAGGUCAGCAAGUACUAUGAGGUCAUCAGAGAGCUGGGAAAAGGCACAUACGGCCAGGUGGACCUGGUUGUCCAUAAGAUCAGAGGCACAAAGAUGGCCCUUAAGUUCCUGAAGAAGAAAACCACCAAACUGAAGAGUUUUCUGCGAGAGUACAGCAUCUCACUCUAUCUCUCACCCUGUCCCUUUAUAAUAAGCAUGCUCGGGAUCGCGUUCGAGACUGAGGACUACUAUGUUUUUGCGCAGGAGUAUGCCUUAGCCGGGGACCUCUUUGACAUCAUCCCUCCACAGGUGGGACUUCCAGAGUCUGUGGCUAAGCGUUGCAUCCACCAGGUGGCGAUUGCCUUGGACUACCUCCACUGCAAAAACCUGGUGCACCGGGACAUCAAGCCAGAGAACAUCCUAAUCUUCGACAAGGAAUGUCGCAAGGUCAAGCUGUCUGACUUUGGCAUGACGCGGCGGGCCGGCUCACCGGUGAAACGUGUGAGCGGCACCAUCCCGUACACGGCGCCGGAGCUGUGCGACCCCGGCCGGCACGAAGGCUUCCGCGUGGACCCCAGCGCGGAUGUGUGGGCCUUCGGCGUACUCCUCUUCUGCACUCUCACGGGAAACUUCCCCUGGGAGAAGGCGCUAUCCUCCGACGCUUUCUACGAGGAGUUUGCACAGUGGCAGCGGGGGGGCUCGAACCCCGCCCCGUCACAGUGGCGACGUUUCAGCGAGGAGGCGCUGCGCAUGUUCCGUCAGCUGCUUGCCCUGGAGCAGGAGCGCCGCUGCUCUGUCAAGGACGUCUUCGCUCACUUCGGCCACCGCUGGAUGCUGGACGGGGAAGGCGGUGGGCCCUGGGCCGGCGGCCGCCACCAGGUGGCGCUCAGCUUCUCGGAGGAGGAAGAGGAUGACGAGCUGCUGGCGGACCGGAUGAAGCAGCAGACCCUGUCGCCGGCGGCAGGCGGAGCCCAGAGUGGCGAGGCGGAGGCAGGACUAACGGCUGCGCACCAUUUCGCCUCGGUGUCCACCGGCAGCUCCACGUCGUCCACCAACAGCUACGAGCGCAUGCCCAGAGACAGCGCCACCAACAGCCGCAUCCUGGUCACUACCCCUAUAGAGAUCUGUGUGUAGAGGUCUUCACUAAAUAAUACACAGCAAAGUCUUGAGUGCUGAAUUAACGCCCACACUGCUCACUUAAGCCAAGCAGUAAGUGUUAGUUCAGCACUGGAAAUUUUACUGUAUGUUUCCACACCUACACAUAAGUAAUAAAACGAUAAUAAAAUCACAAUAAAACCAUAUAAUAACAUGCAGCAUCUUUCAAGACUAUUGUUAACACCAUGCAGUGCAAUUUAAGAAACUAAGCAAAAAUGAGGUAAUCACCAGUCCAGUGGGAUAAAAAAAACUCUAGUUUUUCCUUGUGAUUAGUGUCUUUUCCCCCCAGUGAGAUGCCCCCUAUAGCAACUCUUUGGGGAAUGAUUCCUCACAGCUACUGCCUGUCUCCUAGCGUAGUAUUUAAGCAGAACAGAAGGAGGCGAACUGAGAAAGGUCUCCGUUCACAGGCAGACAGGUAGAUGUGCAGAUAAAGCGGACUGCAACCGAAAACCCCUCAGCUACGUAGAAGUGACUGUGGUAGCAGCAUUGGAGGAACGGUUAGGACUAGGUCUGAACAUAUCAUUAGAGCAAUACACGGUGCAAAAAAGAAUCACGGGGAAUAGGGUUGGACGUCCCGGAGAAAGCCUCUGGAAUAAAAGGAGCUUUUGGUCCAUUCCAGGGGGGAACAGUGUUUCUAGAAUUUAUAUUUGAUGUCAGUAAAAUCUUUUUGAACACAUGAUGAGAAGAAAAAACACUUAACUAUGGUAUUUGCUGUAUAUGACCUUUUGUGCAGUGUGUGUGAGUGUGGCGUGUAUGUAUUUGUGAGUACAGACUAGAUGUUUGGUUAUUUCAGCUGUUAUUUUGGAUUUAUCUAAAUUAUUUAAAAGCUAUAUAUUUAGAAAUAUAUUUUUUCAAUUUAUUUGUAUGCAGUUUUCAGGUUUAAUUUAUUUUGGUACUUUGUUGACACGCUUGUGCCCUAUGCAACCCCACUGCAAUGCCAAAACCUUUUCAAUUUUAUGUUAAAGAAACAUUAGCUUGUCUGCUUAAUAUUAAACUGCAAAUAGUAGAACACUUAGUUAUUCCUUUCAAGGAUAAAAUGCCUAUCUUCUCAUUGUAAUGUGUAGUCUAAGCUAAUGGCCACGCUUUGUAUUUGCUUUCAGAUAGAAUGGCCCCACUGACAGCCAUUUAUCACUUAAUCCAGAAGGGAAUUCUUCCAAUACAGAAGUAGAACAAACUGUAAUGUGUUUGAUCGGUUAUUGGAAUUGCAUUGCAGUGGGUUGCUUACUAGCCCUCGAUGACGAACAUAAUCUAUUUGAAGACUUCCAGGUUAAACAUAAGUAUUUUGACUACUGCGUAUUCCUCAUUUCAUGUAUUGCUUUC